AUCUGAACACUUUGCAAACUACAAAGUGCUGCAUACACGUGCGGGAAGGCGGUUUCUGUGGCUGGUUUUUUGUUUACAUUAUACAUUUUUGAAGACUUUGUCUUCAAAAUGUGGCUUUGAGGCAUGCCACUCUCGGGGCCGAGUCCUUCGCGGGCAGUUUCUGCAAAGUCCAACCCUGCAGGGCCCUUCUCCCGCGCCGCACUGUCUCGCUGCUUCCUGGAGGGGCAAUUUGCAUAUUUCUCCGAAGAACCAUCCAGAACCUGAACAGCCUGUCUUCAGACAGAGGCCCACAGCUGUUUCUUGAAAUCUGAGGCUGGGAAUGGCCACGUGGAACAGGCCAUGCCAGAGGCUGCCUCAGCGGCCUCUGGUAGCUGAGCCCACUGCAGAGGGGGAGCCACACCUGCCCACGGGCCGGGAGCUGACUGAGGCCAACCGCUUCGCCUAUGCUGCCCUCUGUGGCAUCUCCCUGUCCCAGCUAUUUCCUGAACCCGAACACAGCUCCUUCUGCACAGAGUUCAUGGCAGGCCUGGUGAAGUGGCUGGAGUUGUCCAAAGCCGUCUUGCCAACCAUGACUGCUUUUGCGAGCGGCCUGGGAGGCGAAGGAGCAGAUGUGUUUGUUCAGAUUUUACUGAAGGACCCCAUCUUAAAGGACGACCCGACGGUGAUCAUUCAGGACCUUCUGAGCUUCUCACUGAAGGAUGGGCACUAUGAUGCCCGGGCCAGAGUCCUCGUUUGCCACAUGACCUCCCUGCUCCAAGUGCCCUUGGAGGAGCUGGAUGUCCUUGAAGAGACGUUCCUGGAGAGCCUGAAGGAAAUCAAAGAGGAGGAAUCUGAAAUGGCUGAGGCAUCCCGGAAGAAGAAAGAAAACCAGAGGAAAUGGAAGCGUUAUCUCCUGAUAGGCCUGGCGACUGUCGGAGGCGGAACGGUGAUCGGUGUGACCGGAGGUCUAGCUGCACCCCUUGUUGCCGCUGGAGCAGCGACGAUUAUUGGCAGCGCUGGGGCAGCAGCUCUGGGCUCAGCAGCCGGCAUAGCCAUCAUGACCUCGCUGUUCGGUGCAGCUGGAGCUGGCCUGACAGGAUACAAGAUGAAGAAGCGAGUGGGAGCCAUUGAAGAGUUCACGUUUCUGCCUCUGACGGAGGGCAGGCAGCUGCGCAUCACCAUCGCCAUCACUGGGUGGCUCGCAUCUGGGAAAUACCGCACCUUCAGUGCCCCAUGGGCUGCCCUGGCCCACAGCCGUGAGCAGUACUGCCUGGCCUGGGAAGCCAAGUACCUGAUGGAGCUCGGCAACGCCCUGGAGACCAUCCUCAGUGGUCUUGCCAACAUGGUGGCCCAGGAGGCCCUAAAGUACACAGUGUUGUCUGGCAUUGUGGCUGCGCUGACCUGGCCAGCCUCUCUCCUCAGUGUCGCCAAUGUCAUCGACAACCCCUGGGGGGUGUGUCUCCAUCGAUCAGCAGAGGUUGGCAAGCACCUGGCCCAUAUCCUGCUUUCCCGGCAGCAGGGCCAGCGACCUGUCACCUUGAUUGGCUUCAGCCUGGGAGCCAGAGUCAUCUACUUCUGUCUGCAGGAGAUGGCUCGGGAGAAAGAUUGCCAAGGGAUCAUCGAGGACGUCAUCCUGCUGGGUGCGCCUGUGGAGGGAGAAGCCAAGCACUGGGAACCUUUCCGGAAGGUGGUGUCCGGGAGGAUCAUCAACGGCUACUGCAGGGGAGACUGGCUGCUGAGUUUCGUGUACCGCACGUCCUCGGUGCAGCUCCGUGUCGCCGGCCUACAGCCCGUGCUGCUGCAGGACAGGAGGCUGGAGAACGUGGACCUGACCCCUGUGAUGGGGAAGCUGUGGUUCAGGAAAUUGUGAGGACUGGCCCAGUUACUGGUAAGAGACAGAGCCAAGGCUGGUACUCUAGCUUUUCAGAUUCCAAACUUAGGUUCCUUCUCAGGCCCUACAGCCACUAAAUAUGUGUCUGUGUCCUGCUGCAGAGGGGCACUGGCUCUGCCUUGACAACCACCCUGAGCCCAGGGCCCUGAAAACCACUUAGAUGGGUGAAUACACGUGUAUAUUUUCCCUGGAAUCUGUUUAAAAGCAUUCGUGAGGAAAGGAACGAGAGGUGGGCAGAUUCUAGUGGUGAGAAAAUAACAGAACUACACAGGGAAUUGUCCUUUCGUGUUUUUGAAAAAUCAUUUGAAUAAUGCAGUGUGAUUUGCGAUUCAAAUGGAAAUGCAGAUGUUACCCACAGUGUCUUUGUGCUGUUUUCUGAGAUUCCCGACAACAGCCUCCCUGGUGUUUUUCCUGUCCUUUUUUUAAAAGAAAGCCUUCCCCUUCAGCCUUAAUGGAAAGUCCGGUCUCGUGCGCAUCUUUGGCACUAAAGCAGUCCCCCUCGACUGGCUGAGGAGAACGUGAGGCUCCAUCUCAGGGGCAGAUCCAGGCUGAGCAGGCUUUUGCAGGCAGCAUCUCAGGCUCAGCACCAGAUUUUGCUGUUUAUGCGCUGUGUGUCAUUAAGCAAGCCGCCACCCCUCUCUGGGCUUUGCUGCCUGCCCUUCUCUGUAAAGUGAGGAUGAAUUUUAACCUUCCUUCCUUUCCCAGCUGAUUUUCUCUGAAGAGAACAGGCUUUAGAAACAGGCCUGGAUGGCCGGGCACGGUGGCUCACGCCUGUAAUCCCAGCACUUUGGGAGGCCGAGGUGGGCAGAUCACGAGGUCAGGAGAUCAAGACCAUCCUGGCUAACAUGAUGAAACCCUGUCUCUACUAAAAAUACAAAAAAAUUAGCCGGGCAUGGUGGCGGGCACCGUGGUGGGUGCCUGUAGUCCCAGCUACUCGGGAGGCUGAGACAGGAGAAUGGCAUGAACCCAGGAGGCGAAGCUUGCAGUGAGGCGAGAUCGCGCCAUUGCACUCCAGCCUGGGCGACAGAGCGAGACUCCGUCUCAAAAAAGAAAGAAAUAGGCCUGGAUUCAACUCCCAGCCCUGCCAUGUUCUAGCUGUGUGACCUUGGGUAAGUCACUUUACCUCCCUGUGGCUCAAUUUCAUCUACAGUGAGCAGCCGACACCUAGCAAAGGAGUAUAUCCAAGAAGCUUAUUUGCUGCAAUGUUUUAAGGACCUACUAUGUGUCAGGCAUUGUCCAUUAUCACUGCUAGGCAUCAGGCAUUUCAAUCAUACCCCUACUUGUUACUCACCAACACAUCCCAACACAAAAAUGGGAUGGACAUAUGACUCUGACGAAGGGGGUGGCCACUUCUGAGUUCUUGGCCUUUGUCUUAGUUAAGCUGCAGGCCCAUAUAACAGAGGCCCUGCUAAUGUUUUGUGUUUUGUGUUUGUUUGUUUGUUUUUUCUGGAGACAGAGUCUUGCUCUGUCGCCCAAACUGGAGUGCAGCGGCACAAUCAGGGCUCACUGCAGCCUCAACCUCCCAGGCUCAAGCCAUCCUCCCACCCCAGCCUACCUAGUCACUGGAAUUACAGGCACAUGCCACCAUGCCCAGCUAAUUUUUGUAUUUUUUUGUAGAGACAGGGUUUCCCCAUGUUGCCCAGGCUGGUCUCAAACUCCUGGGCUCAAGUGAUUCUCCCACCUUGGCCUCCCAAAGUGCUGGAAUUGUAGGGGUGAGCCACCGUGCCUGGCCUAAUUGUCUUAAACACAUGAGGGUUGAUUCUGUCACUUAAAAGAAAUCAGAACAGGCCAUUUAGGGCUGAUAUGCCACUCCAUAGUCUUCAGGGACCAAAUUUCGCUAUUGCUACUUGUUCUGCCUUCCUUAGUGGGCUGACUCAUGCCCCAAGAUGGCUAUUCAAGCUCUGGCCAUCUUGUCUGAAUUCCAGCCAGCAGGAAAGAGGACAUGAGGGAAGAAGAGCACUCCUCCUCUUAAAGAGAAUUCCAAGGAACACCACAUCACACUACUGCUUCAGCUCAUGGGCCAAAACUAGUCACAGUGCUAUUCCUAGCUGCAAGGAAGCCUGGGGAGUGUGCCCAGCUAUAAAUUUGAGUCCUUGUGACUAAAUAAGAAACAGGAGAGUGAGUUGUAGCCAGCAUCUUGCAGUCUAUGCCAUAGCUUUCUUUCCAAUUUGGGGACUUUUCCAGGGAAAAUCCUCACAGCCAACCACUGGUGAAACUACCCUUGUGUUCCCCUUUUUACAGUGGAGGAAAUUGAGAGCCAGAGGGGCAGAGGGGCCUGACCAAGGUGUCACAACCAGUGAGUAGCAGAGCCCUUCUGGGGUAGCCUAGAGCUGCAGGCAUUGGCUGGGCACAGUGGCUCAGGCCUGUAAUCCCAGCACUUUGGGAGGCUGAGGCAGCAGGAUUUCUUGAGGCCAGGAGUUCAAGACGUGGGCAACAUAGGAGACCCCAUCUCUACACAACAUUUAAAAAUUAGCCAGGCAUGGUAGCAUGCACGUGUAAUCCCAGCUACUCAGGAGGCUGAGGUGGGAGGAUCGUUAGAGCCCAGGAAGUCAAGGCUGCAGUGAGCUAUGGUUGUACCACUGCACUCCAGCCUGGAUGAGAGAGAGAGAGCCCAUCUCUCUCUCUCUCUCUCUCUCUCUCUCUCUCUUUCUCUCAUUUUUCUUUUUUCUCAUGCUGUUUUAACAAAAAGCUCAUCCCUUAAAAAAAAAAAAAAAAGCUGCCAGGCACAGUGGCUCACGCUUGUAAUCCCAACACUUUGGGAGGCUAAGGCCAGUGGUGGAUCACUUGAGGCCAGGAGUUCGAGACCAGCCUGGCCAACAUGGUGAAACCCCUUCUCUGCUAAAGAUACAAAAAAUUACUGGCAUGGUGGCACACGCCUAUAAUCCCAGCUACUUAGGAGGCUGAGGCAGGAAGAUCGCUUGAACCUGGGAGAUGGAGGUUGCAGUGAGCCAAGAUCGUGUCACAGCACUGCAGCCUGAGCAACAGAGCAAGACCCUGUCUCAAAAAAAAAAAAAAA
Symphalangus syndactylus (siamang) is the source of this 4886-nucleotide messenger RNA. It is a transcript of the gene TMCO4, whose product is annotated as transmembrane and coiled-coil domains 4. The record is from RefSeq and is a predicted model, not a curated record. NCBI's taxonomy places the organism in Eukaryota, Metazoa, Chordata, Mammalia, Primates, Hylobatidae.